Larimichthys crocea (large yellow croaker) is the source of this 2671-nucleotide messenger RNA. It is a transcript of the gene plg, whose product is annotated as plasminogen. Lineage: Eukaryota; Metazoa; Chordata; Actinopteri; Sciaenidae. The coding region runs from base 60 to 2462 and encodes 800 amino acids. Gene Ontology annotation, molecular function: serine-type endopeptidase activity; signaling receptor binding. The transcript has 19 exons. The record is from RefSeq and is a predicted model, not a curated record. Gene Ontology annotation, biological process: proteolysis.
AUCAAGAGGUACCUCUGUGAGUUAGUCGACAAUGAGCUGCUAGUAUAAGGGCCUUUACCAUGGACCUGAAACUAGCUUUCCUCCUGGGAUCCUUGCUCUACACUGUUAGUGGUAGUACUGAGGUGAACGGCUAUGCCAAAACCGAAGGAGCAUGGAUCCUCUCGCUGAACAAAAGACAGUACUCCGUAAACACAGCGGCUGAAUGUGCAACCAAAUGUGACAAUGAAACAGCCUUCACGUGCAAGGCUUUCAUGUAUGUUCAAAAGGACCAGGACUGUUGGACAGCAGAAGCAAACUCCAAAUCUGAGUCUAUUUUACGCAGAACAAGCGCAGUUUUAUAUGAAAAAGAUGGAUACCUCCUGGAGUGUGUAAAUGGAUUAGGAUCAGAUUACAGAGGAACAAAGAGUAAAACAAAAUCUGGAAAGACGUGUCAGAGAUGGGAAGCAAAAUACCCACACAGACCAAAUAUCACACCACAGAGCCAUCCCCGAGCAGACCUGGACUCUAACUUCUGCAGAAACCCUGAUGGAGAUGCUGGGGGACCCUGGUGUUACACCACCGACCGCAACACUCGCUGGGAACACUGUGAUGUACAAAGCUGCACUGAGGAGUGCAUCCACUGCAGUGGAGAGAACUACAGAGGGAAGAUCUCCACUACAGAAAGCGGCUUCACUUGCCAACGCUGGGACUCCCAGAAACCUCACAGCCAUGGCUACAACCCCAGCGCACUUCCGGAGAAGUAUCUUGAGCACAACUACUGCAGAAACCCAGAUGGAGACCCCCGACCAUGGUGCUUCACAACUAGCCCAUCUAAACGAUGGGAGUUCUGCUCUAUACCCCGCUGUGCUUCCGAACCUCCCACCAUCGUCCCAGAGCUGACCUGUGCCACCGGUGAUGGUCUAUCGUACCGAGGCACCGUGGCUGUGACGGAGUCCGGUAAAACGUGCCAGAGAUGGGCGGCUCAGACGCCACACAAACACAACCGCACGCCAGCAAACUACCCCUGCAAAGACCUAGAAAACAACUACUGUCGUAAUCCCGACAAUGAGAGGAUGCCAUGGUGUUACACAACUGACUCUGAAACUCGCUGGGAGUACUGCAAAGUGCCAACCUGUGGGAAUCAAACAGGACCAGAUGAUGCAGUGAUCCCACCAGAGGAGGAAGACUGUUACGUGGGGGAUGGGUCAACUUACCGUGGCAUAACAUCAGAGACAAUCAGUGGAAAAAGAUGUCAAAGCUGGAGUGCCAUGACUCCACACAAGCAUGCGAAAACUCCAGCAAACUUUCCUAACGGAGACCUCAGAAGGAAUCUGUGCAGGAACCCUGACAACGACCGAGCUCCCUGGUGUUACACUACAGACCCCAGUGUCCGCUGGGAGUACUGUAAUUUGGAGAAAUGCUCCACUCCAAAGCCCACCAGACCUUCUCAACCCCAGAUCCCCUCCACUGCCACCCAGGCUACACCAGAGAAAGAUUGUAAGAUUGGAAAUGGUGUGACAUACCGGGGUCCAACCUCCAUCACCGUUCUGGGCGUAACCUGCCAAGCCUGGAGUGCUCAGACCCCUCACCAACACAACAGCUUCACACCACAAAGUCACCCCACAAAGGGUCUGGAAGGCAAUAGCUGCAGAAACCCAGACGGUGAUGUGAACGGACCAUGGUGCUACACCACUGACAGGAGCAAGAAAUGGGACUACUGUCAGAUCCCAGACUGUGCUGGGCUGAAGUGUGGUACGCCAGUCAACAAACCCAAACGUUGUUUUGGUCGUAUUGUGGGAGGUUGCGUGUCUAAACCUUUCUCAUGGCCCUGGCAAAUCAGCCUCCGGACAAACCAUGGAGUUCAUUUCUGUGGAGGAACUCUGAUUGACGCUCAGUGGGUCCUUACAGCUGCACACUGCCUGGAGAGGUCCAAACUGCCUGGAGCCUACAAGAUAUACCUGGGCAUCUACACAGAAAGAGGCAAUGAGCCGUCGAAACAAGAGAGAAACCUGGAGAAACUGGUGCUGGGACCCAAUGGAGCCGACAUCGCUCUGCUCAAACUUCAGAGCCCUGCACUAAUAAAUGACAAAGUCCUGCCGGCUUGUCUGCCAGAAAAGGACUUCAUUGUUGCCAGUGGAACAGAGUGUUAUGUUACCGGAUGGGGUGACACUCAAGGUACCGGAGGAGAAGGUAUCCUGAAGGAGGCCGGUUUCCCUGUGAUCGAGAACAAGGUCUGUAAUCGUCCAUCCUUCCUGGCCGGCAGAGUUAGAGAUCACGAGAUGUGUGCUGGAAACAUCGAGGGAGGAACAGACAGCUGCCAGGGUGACAGCGGUGGUCCUCUUGUGUGCCAUGCACAGAACAGGUACAUCCUGCAGGGUGUGACAUCAUGGGGUCUUGGGUGCGCCAAUGCCAUGAAACCUGGCGUUUACGCUCGAGUGUCCAAGUUUGUCGACUGGAUCGAUAGAACCAUCAAAGCCAAUUAAAAACUAUCCACCUUUAACACAUGCAGUGGCAUCAAAUUGUGACCAGUUGCAUAAAACCACUGUUCAUUGUACUUUUUGAAGAUGGUUUAAAAUGUGUGUGUUUGUAGCGUGGUAUUAUCUGAUGUGUAGCAGAUCGUAUUCCUGCUUUUUGGGGUGUAAAGGUUUGUUUUCUGUAAGAGCUGAAAAAUAAAACUUUAAUACAAAGGAAA